Molecule: messenger RNA, 2480 nt
Organism: Anguilla rostrata (American eel)
Lineage: Eukaryota; Metazoa; Chordata; Actinopteri; Anguilliformes; Anguillidae
Gene: ugt5e1
Product: UDP glucuronosyltransferase 5 family, polypeptide E1
Exons: 2
Coding region: 768-2393 (541 amino acids)
Molecular function (GO): UDP-glycosyltransferase activity
Source: RefSeq, a predicted model, not a curated record
UUCAUUCUCCUGUCUGAAUAAAAAUCAUUUUGCAGUAACCUAGAUCUGAAAGAUGUUAGUCAGCUGCCUAGAUAGGCUGUUUAAUGUCUAGCUAGUGAGUAACAACCAACAACAAAAACAUUGUCUGACGAAUUAGCCAGAUAAUUCCUUCAAAGUUGUAUCUGAUUAGCUAGCUAGGUGGCUGGUAGAAACGAACAACUAGCAACUAAUAGGAAGAUUUUUUUUGUUUGUUAUUGUUUGUUGUUGUCACUAUAGCUACACAUUAGUUAGACUAGCUAGGCAGCUUAUUAACAUUUUUCAGCGCUAGAUUACUGCAAACAUUUUAUUUUUUUUCAGACUGGACAGUGAUAGUAGCUAACGGCGAUAACUAGGCUACAUUGCAGAGCCACCGACAAUUUUAGAGACUUUUCUCCACGCUGCGUUCCUCUAAUCAAUGUCUCUGUAGGAGAUUUUAUUAAGUUGGGAAACCCGAUACGGAAACUAAGAGUUAGGUCCUCCAUUGUGGAAUGAUAGAAUGUGGAAUUAAAAUUAGGGACAAUUUACUUGACGGAUCAUUAGAUCAAAUCAGAUUGGUUACCGCGACGCGGCGAGGGGGUCAAAGUUGAAUUUUUGUCAUCUCCCCCGCGGCCUCGCCGCCUCUCGCCGCGCCGCCGGCAAUCCCAACAUGCCUUGCGGGGUCUGGCCGCCACCUCUCAUUCAAAAUCAAUGGAGGCGGCGCCGCCGCGCGGCGGGAAAGCGUAGCCUAUAGUGUGGCUUCACCAGUUGUGAUGGCGCAGGCUGGUGCCAUCUUCCCCCAUUCUUCCCGACCUGAUGGUUUGGUCCUCCUGCUGAUUGGCCUGUGCGCGCUCUGUGGGGAGGAGUCUCAUGCUGGGCGGAUCCUGGUGUACCCGGUGGACGGCAGCCAUUGGCUGAACAUGGACGUGCUCCUGCGGGAGCUGCACAGAAGGGGACACGUCCUGACUGUGGUGCGCUCCUCCACCAGCUGGUACAUCCCCGAAAACUCCGCCCACUUCUCCUCCGUCACCGUGCCCCUCCAGCAAGCCAUCAACCUGGAGAACCCCGAGUACAUGGCCGACUUCCUGCAGAGGAACCUGGACCUGCGGCGGGGGUCCGUGCUGUCCUUCCUCGGCCUGCAGAGGGAGCUCAUGUCCAUGCUCUCGGAGGCCCACCGCUCCAGCGCCCAGAUGGUGCGCCUCGUCCUGGAGAACUCCACCCUGGUGGAGGAGCUGAAGAGGGCGCGGUUUGACCUCAUGCUCACUGACCCCGGCUUCGCGGGCGGGGUGGUGCUGGGACGUUACCUGGGGCUGCCCAUGGUGUUUAACGUCCGCUGGAUCACCAACGGCGACGGGCACUUCGCCAUCGCGCCCUCGCCCCUCUCCUACGUCCCCACCAUCGGCUCCCAGGUCUCCGACUGCAUGAGCUUCGCCAACAAGCUCAAGAACCUGCUGCAUUUCGGGAUUGGGGUUUACUUGGACCUUGUGGUCGCCAGACCGCACUACCAGGGCGUGUGCGAUGAGUUCCUGGGCGGCAACACCAACGUGUACGAGCUCAUCCAGAGCGCCGACCUGUGGCUGAUGAGGGUGGAUUUUGUCUUCGAGUUCCCGCGCCCCACCAUGCCCAACGUGGUGUACAUGGGUGGGUUCCAGUGCCGCCCCGCCCAGCCCCUCCCCCCUGAGCUGGAGGAGUUUGUGCAAAGCUCCGGGGAGCACGGGGUGGUGCUCAUGUCCCUGGGCACCCUGCUCGGGGGCCUUCAGCCCCACAUUUCGGAGGUCAUCGCCUCGGCCUUCGCCCGCCUGCCUCAGAAGGUGGUGUGGAGGCACCUGGGGGCGAGGCCAUCCACCCUGGGCAACAACACCCUGCUGCUGGACUGGCUUCCCCAAAACGACCUGCUGGGCCACCCCAAGACCCGCGCCUUCGUCACGCACGGGGGCACCAACGGCCUGUACGAGGCCAUCUACCACGGCGUGCCCGUGCUAGGCCUCCCGCUCAUCUUCGACCAGAAGGACAACAUGGUGCGCGUGGAGGCGCGGGGCGCGGGCAUCGUGCUGGACGUGACGGCGCUGGAGGUGGACUCUCUGACCCAGGCUCUGCAGGACGUCCUGGACGAGCAGAAGCCCUACAGGGAGAACAUGCGCAGGCUGUCCCGGCUACACCACGACCGGCCCCUCGAACCUCUGGACAGCGCCCUCUUCUGGAUGGAGUUUGUCAUGAGGCACGGGGGGGCGGCGCACCUGCGCACCGAGUCUUACAGGAUGCCCUGGUACGCCUACCACAACCUGGACGUGCUGGCCUUGCUGCUGGGCUCCGCCACUGCUCUCCUAGUACUCAUCGGCGCCACCUGCAGGUGUCUGUUUCAGAGGCUCUGCAGGACCAGGAAGGUCAAACUGCAGUGAACACACAAGUAUGACAUUGAUGUUUCUACUUGCAGUAUAUGGGGUAUUAUUGUCUCAGAAAUAAAUGCAGCUGGUUCACAUUUGUCA